UCAAAUCGUUUUGGCGCGAGAUUUAGGAAGAAACAUGGCUUAUUUUUACAUGUGAAAAUUCCAUUUUAAUUACAUAGUUUAUAUCUAGGAAAAUAUAUUGAUACUGAUUAUUGUGAUCAUAGUACAAAGGACGUCUCAUCAGUACUACGGCUUGGUCUGUUGCGUCAGAGGGACGCCUUUCUCCACCUGGCAGUCUGGUGGUAUAUGGAAUUGUCAAUUAUGAACUGUGAGCUGUUGGCAACAUGCAGUGCCCUGGGAUACCUGGAGGGAGACACCUACCACAGAGAACCUGACUGUCUUGAAAGUGUGAAGGACCUGAUCCGGUACCUGCGGCAUGAGGAUGACACACGGGACAUCCGGCAGCAGCUGGGGGCGGGCCAGAUCAUUCAGAACGACCUGCUGCCCAUCAUCAGCCAGCACAGCCAGGACAAGGCCCUGUUUGAUGCCUGCAUCAGGCUCAUGGUCAACCUUACCCAACCUGCGCUGCUCUGCUUUGGGAAAGUCCCUGAUGACCCUACUGUCAGACAUCACUUUCUGCAAGUGGUCUCCUAUUUACAGGCCUAUAAGGAGGCCUUUGCCAAUGAGAAGGUGUUUGGAGUUCUGAGUGAGACCCUGUACAACCUUCUGCAACUGGACUGGGAGCAGAGGCAGGAGGAGGACAACCUACUGAUUGAGAGGAUUCUGCUGCUGGUCAGAAAUGUACUGCAUGUCCCUGCUGACCCCCAUGAGGAGAAGAAUGUGGAUGAUGAUGCCAGUGUGCAUGACAAGCUGCUGUGGGCCAUGCACAUGAGUGGUCUGGACGACCUGAUCAAGUUCCUGGCCUCUGCGCCGAGCGAGCAGCAGUGGAGUAUGCACGUUUUGGAGGUCACCUCCCUCAUGUUCAGAGACCAGACGCCAGAACUUCUGGUGAGUGCAGGUCAGACUCGUUCCGCUCAGGAGAAACAGAGAGAUGCCCAGGAGUUGGAGGUGCUACGACAGAAAGAGCAGGCGGAGAAACGCAGCCGCACCCUGCAGAGGGGAACCAGACACUCUCGUUUUGGAGGCUCCUAUGUGGUUCAGGGACUCAAGUCCAUUGGAGAGAAAGAUGUGAUCUACCACCGAGGCCUUCAUAAUUUCAAAAACUACACCCACGAUUUGGGCAAGGCGGUGAGGCGCGUGCCCAAGCGGAAGCAGCAGGCUAAGGACACAGAGGGCAAACGACGCUCCGCCCUCAACGUGCGCCUUUUCCUGCGCAAGUUCUGUGUGGACUUCCUGGAGAAUUGCUACAACCGCCUGAUGUACCUGGUCAAGGAGGGGCUGGUCAGGGAGCAGGCACAGCAGCACGAUGAGACCUACUACCUCUGGGCCCUCAGCUUUUUCAUGGCUUUCAACCGUGGCAAUGGUUUCCGUGCUGACCUGGUGUCCGAGACCAUGUCCAUCCGUACAUUCCACUUCAUCGAGCGCAACAUCACCAACUACUAUGAGAUGAUGCUCACCGACCGUAAGGAGGCCACAUCCUGGUCACGUAGAAUGCAUCUGGCCCUGAAAGCAUACCAGGAGCUGCUGCUGACAGUAAAUGAGAUGGACCGCUCACAUGACGAAAACAUCAAACAGAGUGCCAAUGUAAUCAAAAGUAACAUCUUCUACCUGAUGGAGUACAGAGAGAUCUUCUUGACUCUGCUGAGGAAGUUUGAUGAGACCAAGCAGCCGCGCUCGUUCCUCAGGGACCUGGUAGAGUCCACACACCUCUUCCUGCGUAUGCUGGAGCGUUUCUGCAAGGGACGCAACAACCUAGUUGUGCAGAAGAAGCGUGUGAAGCGUAAGAAGGGCCGGAAAAAGACAACUGCGAUAGAGACAACCCCUGAGGCCCUAGAGGAGACGUGGAACAUUGUAGCGGGAGAACUCCGGGACAGCGGCUUUCAGUUGUCGGAGGCUCUGACAGAAGGCGCUGUGCCCUUCGACGCAGCGUCUGAAACUCCCCUGGAGGAGCAGAGGACUGAGGCUAUGGUGCGUGUCCAGGAUUCCCUGCUCAACAGACUGGGCCCUGAGGCUCUGGGUCUGCUACGAGCUGCCAGGGAGGUGUGGCCAGAGGGAGACGUGUUUGGAUCCGCGGAUGUGGAGCCAGAGGAGGAACUGGAGCUCCUCAAACAGAUCCUGUUUGCCAAUCUGCCUCGGCCCUCCUCUUCAGAACCUGGGAUGGAGGAAGAGGAAGAUGGAGAGUUGGAGGUAGAGGAAGAAUUGGAAUCUGUACGUGUGUCUGAGACGGAGUUCAACUUCUUGGACUUCAUUAAGAGAUUUGCCAACCCCAACAUUGUGCGACCUUAUCUUCUCCUGCUCCGGACCUACUCCCAGAACUCCCCCCACACCAACCACUGCAUCACACGCAUGCUGCACCGCCUGGCCGUCGACCUCAAAAUGGACGCCCUGCUCUUCCAGCUCUCUGUCUUCUGCAUCUUCAACAAGAUCCUGGCUGACCCCUCUGCUGCUGCAUAUAAGGAGCUGGUGACCUUUGCUAAAUUUGUGCUGAAACGUUUCUUUGCGCUAGCAGCUAGGAACAGUAAGGCCUACGUAGAGCUGCUCUUCUGGAAGAAUGUCGGAGCAGUACGGGAGAUGACAGAAGGCUACAGCAAGCCUGGAGAAGGGGAGGGUUCCAAGAAGAAGGCAAAAUGGGCACCAGAGGAAGAGGAGGAGCUGCGAACGCUCUACGAGGAGCACCGUGAUUCUGGAGUGCCUGACAUUGUGGAGACUCUGCUGCCGUUGCUCAGCAACACAUCCCGUACACGCCGUCAGCUGGUGGCCCAGAUGGUGGCCAUGGGGCUUGUAGACAGUGUCCGAGACCUGAAGCAACAGAGGAAAGGCACUCGAAUCAUACUGUGGACAGAAGAACAGGAAGAGGAGCUCAAGAUGCUCUUUGAAGAAUUCAGAGACUCAAAUGAUAUACUGGGCAACAUCCUGAAGAAAGUGACAGCUAAACGCUCGCGUGCCCGCUUGGUCGAGAAGCUGCUCAGCCUGGGCCUAGUUUCAGACCGACGAGAACUCUACAAGAAGAGGCACCGCAACCCUAACGCUCAAAGGAAGAACUCCGCUGUGGGAUUGACUGAAGAGGAGUUCCUAGCUGACCUCACCGGAGGGCCAGAUGAAGAGCCAAUGGACUGUGAAGACGAUGAUGAAGAGGAAGAUGACUCAGAGGAGAGCGAGGAGGAAGAACAAGAGAGGCAGGAUACAGUGGCGAAGGGAAGAAGAGGCAGGGUGGCAGAGGAGGAGACUUUUGAGAAGACUGCCAGUGUGGGGACCUUGGUUUACACUCUACAGCAGGAAGGUAUGUCAGGACCCCUGCUGUGGCUACAGAACUGCCUCAACAGAACGGCCGAUGACCGUGAGGAAGAAGGCUCAUCUCAACCUAUACCACUUGUCCCUCUGACGGAGGAGAAUGAGGACGCCAUGGAGAAACCUAGCUUCCAGAGGUUACUACAAAAAAUUGGGGUUCGAGCACCAGCUGAUGAACAGGAGUCAUUCUGGAGGAUCCCCGCGAAGAUGAGACCGUCCCAACUGAGGGGGGCAGCAGCAGCACUGAGCUCCAGUGAGGAGCCUUUGGCCGGGGAGCAGGGGUUGGAGGGUAGUCCGGUCAAGCAGGGUGAAGCAGACUCUCAUGAGCAGAGAUCUCAGGCCCUCCGAGCCCUGCUGCUGGCCCGCAAGAGGAAGCCGCCUGGUUCAGCCACAGCAGAACACACUGAUUUUACAGCUGUUGAGCAAAUAGAUUCAGACAGUUCACCUCAGAAAUCCUCAGAGAAGAAGACCUCCACCAAAAGAAGCAGAGCGGUAUUGUUGGAUAGCGAUGAUGAGAAGGAUGAAGACUGCCUCACCAUGGACCUUGGGGUUGAUGAGGACACAGACUCUGCCCCCACCAAGCGCAGAAGACAGAGGGUCCUGAUUGACGAGGAUGAUGAUUAGAGACUUUUUUCCGUUUAAUUGAUUGGAUAUAAUACAGCAGUGCUUUAUAUAGAAAGGGGGUAAACUCCUCAUCCACCAUAAAUGUGAGGCAUCCAGUUAGACAUGGUUUUGUUGAAGCAGCAUCAUAUACCAUGCUUCUACGGGCGACCCUCACCAGCUACUACUGAGGACAUGAGACAGGUUUACAUGUCUUCACAGAGGUGAGACAGGUAUACACGUUAUCACAGACGUGAGACCGGUACACGUUAUCACAGACGUGAGACCGGUACACGUUAUCACAGACGUGAGACCGGUACACGUUAUCACAGACGUGAGACCGGUACACGUUAUCACAGACGUGAGACCGGUACACGUUAUCACAGACGUGAGACCGGUACACGUUAUCACAGACGUGAGACCGGUACACGUUAUCACAGACGUGAGACAGGUACACGUUAUCACAGACGUGAGACAGGUACACGUUAUCACAGACGUGAGACAGGUACACGUUAUCACAGACGUGAGACAGGUACACGUUAUCACAGGAGGUGAGACAGGCAUGCAUGUCCUCACAGAGGAGGUGAGACAGGUUUGUUUCUUACAUUUGUUUUAAAGAAUGGAUGAUUACUGGUUUACAUUGUGAAACUGCUGAUUAAUUUGUAAGAACAUAUGUUUUGCUGGGGUCUGUGUUAGUCUUUUGCCGUUAAUAAUGUCUAAUGUCUGGUUUUGCAGCGUGCUACACAUGAGAAUUCUUAAAUGUUCUGUGUGCAUUUAAAAGGACUUAUCAAUACAGGGAUUUGACUUCCCACACCUGGACUUAUUAGACUAAUUCUCCAUUCAUAAACAGUUCAUUUAUUCUAUUUAUACUCAAGAUUGUUAAAGAGAAACUUGAGUGUUAAUGGUUAACGUUUGUCCCAGUAGAUCUUCUAGAGCUGUUGUUUUCUGAAUAGUUUUUGAUGUUGCGCAUACAUUUCAGGGUAAGACCUAUGCAUGUUUAUGAAUAAAUGUUUAUAAGUAAUGAAA
Molecule: messenger RNA, 4932 nt
Organism: Esox lucius (northern pike)
Lineage: Eukaryota; Metazoa; Chordata; Actinopteri; Esociformes; Esocidae
Gene: timeless
Product: timeless circadian clock
Exons: 30
Coding region: 205-3930 (1241 amino acids)
Biological process (GO): DNA replication checkpoint signaling; DNA repair; replication fork arrest
Cellular component (GO): replication fork protection complex
Molecular function (GO): DNA binding
Source: RefSeq, a predicted model, not a curated record